AUGGUGGCUUUCCUUACACUAUUUCUACCUAGGACAAGAGCAGUGAAAGAAGAGAACACCCUUCCUUCCAUUGGGGCAGUCCCUGGUGUUGGGGCUCCUGCCGGAUGGCAGUUUGGGGUGCUUUUGGUGUCAACUCUGUGGUUUUACAUAGGACUGCAGGUGCUGGAUACACUGAAAAUUUGUCACUUAUUUCCGAAUGGAGACGUUGAAGAAACAGUCUACAUCAGAGGAGACGUCACUGGCUGUAAGAGUUUUUCUAUUCUCUUUGCCUUUUCUGUCUGUUCUGAGGAGACGGCAACAACAAAUCUGGAAAGUCCAGAGGAAUAUGACGACUUAUUUGAGUCCAGAGAAGAUCUCCAAAAUCCGAGGAACAUUAAUUCUAAUGAGUAUCGAUACUUGAGAGCAAAAGGCUUAAGUGACAUGACUCCUGCAAUCUUUCCAAUACUUGAGAGGGAAUUCCUUGAGGAGAGAGGCCUGAAGCCUGGAGCAAACCUCCCACUGAGAUUUGGAAGAGCAUCUGAUGACAAAGCGGGUAAGAGCGUCCCAAACCUACCUCUUAGGUUUGGGCGGUACAUACCUGGAAAGGCCAGCAUGCAGUCAACAACCAAUUUGCCUCAGAGGUUUGGAAGAUCACAAUACGGUGGCCAUUUUCUUCAGUCAUUUGCUACAUUACCUCUUCGAUUUGGAAGAAUGACUAAUUUUCAAAGAUUACAGUAUGAUAAGAACACCCAUCUUCCAGAAGUAAAAAACCUUGAUGAAAACAAUGAAAGAAGCCAGACAAUGAUGUAUGACUAUGAGAGGAACCUUCAUAUGUAGCAUCGGGAUCUGUGGUUCAUUCAGAUAAACCCAAGCCAGCAGGGGACUAUAUUUUCCGAUGGUUCGAACCUCACCCUUUAUCCACAGUU
Bufo bufo (common toad) is the source of this 905-nucleotide messenger RNA. RefSeq names its product neuropeptide VF precursor (gene NPVF). Bases 1 to 816 code for a protein of 271 amino acids. Gene Ontology annotation, biological process: neuropeptide signaling pathway; negative regulation of gonadotropin secretion. The transcript is spliced from 6 exons. The record is from RefSeq and is a predicted model, not a curated record. NCBI's taxonomy places the organism in Eukaryota, Metazoa, Chordata, Amphibia, Anura, Bufonidae. Gene Ontology annotation, molecular function: signaling receptor binding.